Molecule: messenger RNA, 2840 nt
Organism: Mangifera indica (mango)
Lineage: Eukaryota; Viridiplantae; Streptophyta; Magnoliopsida; Sapindales; Anacardiaceae
Product: G-type lectin S-receptor-like serine/threonine-protein kinase At2g19130
Exons: 1
Coding region: 111-2552 (813 amino acids)
Biological process (GO): protein phosphorylation; recognition of pollen
Molecular function (GO): protein serine/threonine kinase activity; ATP binding
Source: RefSeq, a predicted model, not a curated record
ACAUGUCAGAGUUGUCUUUGUAACACACAAGUGGUUUACAUUUAGAUCUCUGGUUUCUGAAGAAUUUUCUUUUUUUUUUUUUUUUUUUUUUGAGUUGAGAAUUUGUUGCAAUGGAUAUCAACAACAAUUCAUGGUUAGUGGUUUUUGCUUUUUUCAUGUGUUUCUCUCUGAAAUUGAAUGUAUCCUUUGGAGCUGACACCAUCUUUGCAAAUCAAUCUCUCUCUGGAGAUCGAACUAUUGUCUCCAAAGGGGGGACCUUUGAACUAGGCUUCUUCAAACCAGGUAAUUCUUCAAACUACUAUAUUGGCAUCUGGUACCAAAAAGUGUCUGAAAAAACCGUAGUUUGGGUGGCAAAUAGAAACAAGCCAAUUUCUGAUAGAUAUUCCUCCGUGUUAAGAAUAUCAGGUGGUAAUUUAGUCCUUUUCAACGAGUCCAGAAGACCAAUUUGGUCUACAAAUUUGAACUCCACCACUGGUACAGCUUCAGCUUCUAUAGAAGCAGUUCUUCUAGAUGAAGGAAACCUUGUUUUAAGAGAUUGGUCGACAAAUUUGUCGAUGCCGUUAUGGCAAAGUUUUGACGAUCCAACUGAUACAUGGCUCCCUGGUAUGAAGAUUCGACGAAACAAGCUGACCAAGGAAAACCAGCUACUCACUUCUUGGAAGAAUAAAGAAGAUCCUGCAUCUGGUCUCUUCUCUCUUGGGUUAGACCCGAGUGGGCUUGAUCAAUAUGUGUUAUUGUGGAAUUAUUCUGAACAGUAUUGGACUAGUGGUUUAUGGAAUGGGCAAAUUUUCAGCAUGGUUCCUGAAAUGGUUUCUCGUCAUUUUUUUAAUUUCAUCUACGUUUCCAAUGAAAAUGAAAGCUAUUUCAUGUAUUUUCUUAUAGAUCCCGUCAUAUCUCGAUUUGUUAUGGAUUCAGCAGGGCAAAUUAAGCAAUUGUACUGGGCAGCGGACAGCCAGACUUGGUUUCAGUUUUGGUCUCAGCCAAAACAACCCUGUGAUGUUUACGAUUAUUGUGGUCCAUUUGGCAGCUGCAAUGAGCAGACUCAGAGUUUUUGUGCUUGUUUGCCUGGUUUUAAACCGAAAUUAGACCAUAAUUGGAACUUGAUGGGGGAUCAUUCUGGAGGGUGUGUGAGGAAAACCCAACUGGAGUGUCAAAAUGACAGUCUUGCCAAUGGGAAGAGUGACAAGUUUUUAAGAAUUUUUAACAUGAUAUUGCCAAAAAAACCACAGUCUGUUCGGGUAGGGAGUAUCGCAGAAUGUGAAACAGCCUGCUUGAAUAACUGCUCUUGCACUGCUUAUGCUUAUGAAGACAACGCCUGUUCCGUUUGGGUGGGAGAUCUCUUGAACCUGCAACAACUUGCACAAGGUGACACCGAUGGCAAAACAAUUUAUAUCAAGCUUGCGGCUUCUGAUAUUCCAAAUCCAAGAAAUAACAAGGGAACUGUGAUUGGUAGUGUUGUUGGGUCAGGUGUCUUCAUACUUCUCCUAGGCCUCUUUGUGGUUGUGUACUUGAGGAAAAGGAAAAUAAUCAAAACAGCCAAAGCAGUGGAAGGUUCAUUGGUGGCAUUUGCAUACAGGGACUUGCAAACUGCGACUAAGAACUUUUCAGAGAAAUUGGGUGGGGGAGGUUUUGGCUCUGUUUUCAAAGGGAUGUUGCCCAAUUCAAAUGUCAUAGCUGUAAAACGGCUUGAGAGCAUUUGUCAAGGUGAGAAGCAAUUCCGAACAGAAGUGAGCACAAUUGGGAAUAUCCAACAUGUUAAUCUAGUUCGGCUUCUUGGAUUCUGCUCUGAAGGUACUAAAAAGCUAUUGGUUUAUGAUUACAUGCCGAGUGGUUCUUUAAAUUCCCAUCUCUUCCCUGGAAAUGAUUCAAAGGUCCUUGAUUGGAAAACAAGAUACGGUAUUGCACUGGGGACAGCCAGAGGGUUGGCUUAUCUUCAUGAUAAGUGCAGAGAUUGCAUCAUACACUGUGACAUAAAGCCAGAGAACAUUUUAUUAGAUGCUGAAUUUUGUCCUAAAGUGGCAGAUUUUGGCUUGGCAAAGCUCAUCGGGAGGGAAUUCAGCAGAGUCCUAACAACCAUAAGAGGAACAAGAGGCUAUCUUGCACCCGAAUGGAUUUCAGGGGUGGCCAUUACAGCAAAGGCAGAUGUUUACAGCUAUGGGAUGAUGCUUUUUGAAAUUGUAUCAGGAAGGAGAAACUUUGAGCAAUUUGAAGAUGGAAAAGUGAAAUUCUUCCCUACUUGGGCUGCAAACCAAAUUGCUAUUGGAAAUGAUGUCCUUAACCUAUUAGAUCCAAGGCUGGAGGGCACUGCUGAUGUAGAAGAGCUUUCCAGAAUUUGUAAAGUGGCUUGUUGGUGCAUCCAAGAUGAUGAAACUCAUAGGCCAUCAAUGAGUCAAGUGGUUCAGAUCCUUGAGGGACUACUGGAAGUGUCGCAGCCUCCAAUUCCAAGAUCUCUCCAAGUAUUUGCUGACAGUGAGGAGAACAUAUUCUUUUUCACUGACUCAUCCUCAAAUCAGAGUUCACAAUCACAGAGUAAGAACAUUUCGGCUGCUUAAUUUCAGGCUAAGAGCACUAAAUCCUCAAAAAGUUUCUAAACAUGAGAAUCAAGUCGAUAUGUUUUUCGCUUUUGCAUGUUUAGUUGAAGAAUAAAUGUUUUGGUUUCUUGAUGUCAGUUUCAGGUUGGUGUAAUGAGUCGCUUUGUUUUUUGUCCGAUUACUUCUUAUAUAUCCACGGAAGACAUGUCAUUGUAAUGUAUUUUGCUACUGCUGUUAUUGUAUUUAUAAGCCUUGUUUAUUAACUUUUGUUUGGCCCUUUGUAAUGGUUAUUUAAAUGAUUUUUCAAUA